UUCUUCUGUUGUAGUAUGGGGCUGAGUUCUAAAGAAGUUUCCAGUGGUGGUGUAGGAUGGAGUCAAUCUUUGUUGCAGGCUCAAACUCUGGAGUUGCCUAAAGCAAUGAAGAGACAACAUCCACAGCACCAGCAGCAAUCUGAGCCACUCAAGUGCCCCAGAUGUGAUUCUACCAACACAAAGUUCUGUUAUUACAACAACUACAACAAGUCUCAGCCUAGGUAUUUCUGCAAGGCUUGUAAACGACACUGGACUAAAGGUGGCACCCUCCGCAAUGUUCCUGUCGGUGGUGGCCGCAAAAACAAGCGGCUUAAGACAUCGAAUAGCAACGUAGCUUUCGCUGCCGCCACUGCUUGCACUAGCACAGCUAAAAUUGCCAUCAAAAGCUCGAGAGCUUCUCGAGUUAACAAUAGGCUCAAUAACUUCAUGGGCGCUAUUCAAAGAUCACAGCAACAAAGGCAGGAUCUUCAGCUUCCACUUGCUGAUCGAAACAACACAUCGAGUACGCAAUUUCAGGUGAUGGGCCGUUCAGUUCCACCAUCUUCAUCGUUGCCGCAGAAUCCCAUCAAUUGCAGCAACUUGGACAGCACAAGUUUCAAUGGUGUGUUUCUGGGCUCAACUUCAACAGGCCCAUCUUUGCCUCAAACUCGAGGCUUACAGUUUCCAUUUUCAAGUUUAAACCCAUGUUCUUUUGAGACAACCCCAUCUUCAAUAUCGAUCUCAUUUCAAUCUUCAAGUAUCUAUAACUACACAGGUGAAACAAUGGAGGAUCCAACCAUCACCAUGCCAACCCCAAGUGCCACUGUUUCACUCACAUGGGAAGUACCUAUCACAAGCAGCGACAUGGACAUAGCAAACUACUGGAAUUUGGAUGAUAUCGAUGCACUUGUCUCUACUGAUCUCAACAUGCCAUGGGAUGAUUAUGAGAUCAAACCAUGAACAAGGUCUUUUAACCAUAUAUCCAUUCUCUACAGCUUUUUUUUUU
Messenger RNA from Hibiscus syriacus, 985 nucleotides. Its product is annotated as dof zinc finger protein DOF1.4-like. The record is from RefSeq and is a predicted model, not a curated record. The transcript has a single exon. Lineage: Eukaryota; Viridiplantae; Streptophyta; Magnoliopsida; Malvales; Malvaceae. Gene Ontology annotation, biological process: regulation of DNA-templated transcription. Bases 16 to 939 code for a protein of 307 amino acids. Gene Ontology annotation, molecular function: DNA binding; DNA-binding transcription factor activity.